AUGUUACGUCCCAGUAAUGCCAUUCUGGCAGGAUUAUCGAAUAACACAUCAAAUGUGUCAUCGUCAUCAACAACAGCCAGUGAGAUAUGGUCCGAGCAUACAGCGUCUGAUGGUCGAGUUUAUUACUAUAAUAAGGUAACAAAACAGUCUUCGUGGACGAAACCAGAAGAGUUGCGAACACCUGAAGAGGUUAGUGUAUCUGUUGCAAUUGUGUCACAGCGAAAAGCAGCAGUAGCGCGUAUAUGGCGUGAGUAUAAGACGGCUGAGGGUCGUCCUUAUUACUACAAUACGGAAACAAAAGAAACAACAUGGACGUGUCCAAAAGAUUUCGAACCCCGUUCCACAGCAUCGUCAACAGUGGCAUCAUCGACUACCCCAAUCAAGACUGAAAAACCGCAGUCAGUUGAUACGAAGGAAACACCGUCAUCAAGCACGGAUGUCGCAAAAAAGGCGAACAGCGUUGAAGGGGAAUCUGAAUUAGAGAAGGCGAUGAUGGCAACACUGAAGAGUCUUGACCAACAACCAACGGUGGAAAAGGAAGACGAGUCGAGAGCUGAGAACGCAGAGAACGAACGGGGUGAGAGUGGUGUUACAGGGGACGAGGAAAAAGAUUUGAAGAAAAAGCAGUCGGAUAGAUUCAGAGAGUUGUUGAGAGAUAAGAAAUUUGAUGCAUAG
Anisakis simplex (herring worm) is the source of this 675-nucleotide messenger RNA. The record is from the annotation of a GenBank genome assembly. Lineage: Eukaryota; Metazoa; Nematoda; Chromadorea; Rhabditida; Anisakidae.